GGAAGCCAUCGCGCGUAAGUCGCGGGGAGUGAUGACGGUGUGCGACGCGCAGACACCUUUUCAGACCCUCUAGGGACGUUACACGAUCGCCACGACAAGUGUUUAACACUUUCGUGUCGUCCGUCUCCUGCGGCUACAACUCAUAAGUAGCACCGCCUUAAAUCAUUGAAUACAUGAAAAUAUGCGACAGCAGCACACUCACAACCAGUUUUGGAACUAGCGCAGUUAUCUAUUAAAUAAACAUAACCCAUAUUACUUAUGAAUUCGGCCGACUUUGAUGCAAACCGGCCCCUGAAAUAAUUAUGACAAAAAUUCAAUAACUUACCUUCAUAAUUGCUUAUCAUGUUGAAAAUUGGAAUUUUUGCAGCUUUGAGUCUGCUUUCGGUUGUGUCCGCAGAAUUUGCAUCACAGCAAUUCAAUGAGUUUGCAAACAGAUCAAAGGGCCACACAAACAAUUGGGCAGUUUUGGUGGAUACCUCUCGUUUUUGGUUCAAUUAUAGACAUGUAGCCAAUGUUUUGUCAAUCUAUAGAAGUGUAAAAAGAUUGGGUAUUCCAGACAGUCAAAUUAUUCUCAUGAUUGCUGAUGAUAUGGCAUGCAAUCCAAGGAAUCCCAGGCCUGCAACUGUUUUCAACAAUGCUAAUCAACACAUUAAUGUAUAUGGAGAUGAUGUUGAAGUGGAUUACAGAGGAUAUGAGGUUACAGUGGAAAAUUUUGUAAGACUGCUCACAGGUAGACUAUUACCAAGCACACCAAGAUCCAAACAGCUCUUAACUGAUGAGGGAAGCAACAUUCUAAUUUACUUGACUGGACAUGGUGGUGAUGGUUUCUUAAAAUUUCAAGAUUCUGAAGAAAUCACCAGCCAGGAAAUGGCGGAUGCAUUGGAACAAAUGUGGCAGAAGCAAAGAUAUCAUGAGAUAUUCUUCAUGAUUGACACUUGUCAAGCUGCUUCAAUGUAUGAGAGAUUUUACUCGCCGAAUAUUCUUGCAGUUGGGAGUAGUUUGGUUGGUGAAGAUUCCCUUUCUCAUCAUGUUGAUCCGGCGAUAGGUGUAUACAUCAUUGACAGAUAUACGUAUUACGCUUUAGAGUUUUUGGAAAGCGUUAGUCUUGAUUCAACAAAGAGCAUGGGAGAAUUUCUGCAGGUUUGUCCGAAACGAGUAUGUAUUUCUACUGUUGGUGUUAGAAAUGAUUUGUUUCGUCGCAAUCCUUACAAAGUUCCUAUUACGGACUUUUUUGGGUCAGUUAGACCAAUCGAAUUCAUUGAAGAAUUGGUCAAUACUACACUAGUGCCCUAUGAACAAACCAAAAUAGUAGGUAAUGACAUAAGUAAAUUUAAAUAUGUGCCACCAUUGACUUUUACAUGAAUGUAAAACAUUUCUUGGUGAAAUAAAAUGGAUAUAUAAAAAAUA
This is a messenger RNA of Dalotia coriaria, 1407 nucleotides long. RefSeq names its product Phosphatidylinositol glycan anchor biosynthesis class K (gene PIG-K). Gene Ontology annotation, molecular function: GPI-anchor transamidase activity. Bases 343 to 1362 code for a protein of 339 amino acids. The transcript has 6 exons. Lineage: Eukaryota; Metazoa; Arthropoda; Insecta; Coleoptera; Staphylinidae. Gene Ontology annotation, cellular component: GPI-anchor transamidase complex. The record is from RefSeq and is a predicted model, not a curated record. Gene Ontology annotation, biological process: proteolysis; attachment of GPI anchor to protein.